Plasmodium gallinaceum is the source of this 4413-nucleotide messenger RNA. RefSeq lists its product as hypothetical. The coding region runs from base 1 to 4413 and encodes 1470 amino acids. Lineage: Eukaryota; Apicomplexa; Aconoidasida; Haemosporida; Plasmodiidae. The record is from RefSeq and is a predicted model, not a curated record. The transcript has a single exon.
AUGUAUUUUUUUAUAAGAAUAUGGAAUAAUUUAUUAAAAUGUGUUGGUUUAAAUGUAUUAAGGAAAAUUAACAAAAAUAUUUUUUUUUAUAUUUUAAAUUUAAAAGAGUGCUUAAGAUUUGAAGGUUUGUUUGAUGGAAUAAUUUUAGAAAAUGUUGUUUUAAAUUGUAAAUUAAUAAAAAAAAAACUAGAGUUUUGUGAUUUUCCUUUUUAUUUUAAGCAUAUUUCUAUAAAAAGUUGUCAAAUUAAAUUUUAUUUUUUUAAACGAGAAAUAAAGAUAAUAAUAGAUGGUGUAAUUAUAAUUUUGGAAUUAAAAGAAAACGAAGAAAAAAAAAAAAAUGAUAAAAAAAUAAAUAAAUGUCUUAUUUUUUAUGAAAAUAAAAAAUUAUCGUUUUAUAGUAAGAUAAUAAGAGUUAAAAAUUAUGUGACAACAUUUUUAAAAUGGAAACAAAUAGAGGAAUGUAAAUUUAAUAUAGACGUAAUUUCAUUAAUACUAAAAAAUUCUUAUGUAUAUAAUAGUAUAUAUAUAAAAUUAUAUAACAAUUUUAAAAAAAAAUUGAAGAACUUAAAUAUAAAUAGUUUCUCUUCUUACUUAAAUACAAAUAAGAAAUUCAAUAACUCUUAUAAAGAAAAUUCCUUUUAUCCAAUUUUUUUUUUAAAAAAUAAAAACAUAUUUAGACAUCUAAUUAAAUGGUUUAUAAGAUAUGUACCUAAUAUUAAUUUUAAAUGUUCAAAUAUAUAUGUUACCUUUCCCAAUAUUUAUAGAAUUAAUAUUAUUUUAAAAAUAAAAGAAAUAUUAUUUUUUUAUGAAAGAAAUAGACUCUUUUUACUAUGGCCUCUAAAAUAUUAUAAAAAUCCCCUUUUUACAAUUAUUAAAAAUAAAAAAUUUGAAUUCAUAAAUAAUAGUAAAAAAAAAAAAGUAAUAGAAAAUAAUAAUUAUUAUUAUAAUAACAAUUACAUUAGUCAGAAUUAUGAAAAUACUUCAAAAAAAAAUAUCAAUUAUCAAGGACAAUUUAAAAAUGUAACAAUUCUAGUAAAUAAUAAAAAAAACAUCAUAAAUAAAAUAUAUAAAAGAAAAAAUUACAAAACAGAUAAAACAAAGACAAAGGAAAUCUUUUUAAAGAGCUCAUUUGAUUUUGAAAUAAAUGUAGUUGAAAAUAAGAACAGUCCUCUUUCACUUUAUUUUAUCUUAUUUUUUGAUAAAAAUUUUUAUAUAAAUAUUAACAGUAUUAUUAUAUUAGAAAUAAAUAAAUAUAUAAAUUUAAAAAAUGAAAAGAAAACUGAAUGGAUAGUAAAUUAUUACAAACCAAAGUACCGAAUUAAUGAUUUUUUAAAGCUUUCCGAUAAAAUUAUUUUAAGAAAUAAUAAUAUUAGUAAAGCAAAAAUUGAAAGAAAAAAUAAAUUUAUAAAUGAAAAAGAAGAAAAUGUACACAUAUGUAAAGAUGUAGAAAAAAGUAGACUUCAAAUAAAUGAUAUUUAUAUGAAAUAUAAAAAUGAUUAUAGUAUUUUUAGUAAUGUAUAUAGGAAAAUACAAAUACAAAAUAAACAUGAUAAUCUAAUUGAUUAUAAAGAUGAUAAAUGGGGAAAUAAUUUUUUUUCAAAUAUUUCUAUAAAAUUUAAUGAUAUAAAAAAGUAUAAUAAGAAUGAAAUUAACUCAUUUUAUUUUAGUUCUUUAAUUAUUGAUAUUUUUAAAAAAUACAAUUUAAUCAACAGCAAUAAAAUAGAUAAAAAUAUAAAAUGUUAUAAAUUUUAUUUUUCAAAAAGAAAAAAAGAUUAUUUUUCAGAGACCGAUUUAAUAUUUCAUAAAAAUAAAAAAAACAUAAAAACAUAUUGCUAUACCACUCAUAAUUUAAAUAUAGAAGCAUCUGAAAAAAUUAAUAGUCAUAAUAAAAAAUUACAAAAUUUUUAUAAUAUUUAUAAUUACAAAUCAAAAAAAAGUUAUAUUAAAAAUAAAUUAUAUUAUUAUGAUAUAGAAAAAUAUUGUAAGUAUAAAACAGUGAAAGGAAAUAAUUUUAUAAAAAAUAAUUUCAUAUAUAAAAAUUGUAAUUAUAUAUGCAAUUGUAAUAAUAUAAAUGAAAAUUUAUUAAAAAAAUCAAAAAUAGGAUAUAAUGUAAGUUGUAAAACAAAAUAUUUUUCUACAUUUAAUGAAAAUCAUUUUUAUGAAAAUUUGUAUGCAGAUAGAAAGUCAUUAACAAUUUUAAAAAGAAAAAUAAUUAAAAAGUGGUGGUUUUAUUUGUAUAAAUGUGUCUUAUUUAAAGUAAGACAAAAAAAAAAGAACUUAAAAGAAGUUAUUAUUGAAAGAAUAAAAACAAAAACAGCUUAUAUAAAUAUUAUCAAAAGCUUUAUGAAAUCAAAUAGCAAAUUAGUCAACUAUUUUAAUUUAAAUAUAGAAGAACUCUGUAUUUUAUAUAAAAAGAACAAUAAAAUAAGAUAUAUUUGCAAUUUAUAUAAUUAUUUCUGUUCAACUGAAAUAUCACAUUGGCACCUUUUAGCUUUAGUUGAUUAUGAAUAUGAAAAUAAAAUAUGUAGAGGACUGCUAAAUGUAUUGGAAAUGAAAUCAUUCAUAAAAGAAAAAAAAAAAAAAUUUAAAAUGACUGAUUUAUAUUUUUGUAGAAAAAAGUUAUUACACAGAUUUUACUUUUAUGUUGAUUAUAAAAAUUGUUUUCCUUACAAUUAUAAAUUUAAUAAUGAAAUACAAUAUAUUAAUGAUCUUUUUUUUUACUAUAAUAACAAAUUAUUAGUAAAUAGCAAUAAAAAAUUAAAUGAUUCAACUAUUCCAGUAAAAUAUAAAAGAUAUUUUCAGUUUUCAUUGCCAUUCUAUGUAAAAAAUAAACAAAUACAAAUUUUUAUUCCUAAAUUAAAAAUAUAUUUUAAAAAAAAAAUUAAUGAAAGAAAUGAAAAUGACUCUAAAAAUAAAAAUGUUUUCAAGUUUAUUAUUUAUCAAACAGGAAUUAAAUUUUCUUUUUUUAAUGAAUACUCCUUUUUAUUUUGUUUUCAUUCCUUAUAUUCAACAAUAUUUAAUGAACCAUUUAUAAUAUUAGAAAAUAACCACACUCCUACCUAUAGAAUAUUGCAUAUUAACACUAUAAAUAAUCAUGAAGAUUCAUUAAAAAAUAUAGAUGAAUAUUUAUGUUAUUAUGCAAAAUGUUGUAAAAAAAAAUUUUGUCCUUUAUCUACAUGUAAUUCAAAAGGAAUAAAAAUUAAAGGAAUUAUUCAAAAUAAUAAUGAAACUCAUCUAGAAUUAAGCUCUCUUGAAUCUCCAAUUAAAGGAAAAGUAUGUUUUUUAGAAGAACUAUUUGAUUUAAUUAAUAAGUCUUAUAAAAAGUUAUUUAGUGAUAAUAACAAUGAUGAUAAAAAUAUAGAAAAGUAUAAACAAAAAUGCACUUUAACGUAUGACAAAAAAGAAAAGUCUCUGUCUACCAAAUUAUUUUGUAAAUUUCAUUCACUAAAUAUCAAAAAAAAAAUAUUGAGAUUAUCAGAUGAUUUUAAUUAUUUGCAAGUUAUUGUUAGUUGCAAUAAUUUCGUUUACAAUUUCAAUAAGAAAAAUAUCCCUUUUUUUAUAUAUUCAAAUUUGAAUAUAAACAAGUUGAAGAUCUAUAUAUCUAAACAUAUUUUAUUUAAUAUAAAAAAUGAAUUCAAUUUAUUAAAAAAAACAAUGUACGAAAAAAAAUUAAAAAAUAAUUUUAACUUCAAUUUUUUUGUUAAUAUAUACAAAAAUAACAUAUUUAUGCUUUAUAAAUUAUUGAGCAAAUAUUCAAAAAAAAAUCUUAACAAAGAAUUGGCACUAUUUAUUAAAAAUAGAAUAAUAAAAAAUUUUAUAUAUUUAGAAAAAAAAGAAAAAAAUAAUAUUUUUAAUUUGUUAAAUUAUUUGAAUGAAAAAAAAAAUCAGAAAAUUUUGGAAAAAAUAAUAUUUAAAAGUUUAAUAAUAAAAAUAAAAAUUCCAAGUAUAACCAUAUUUAUAGAAAAGAAAAUUGUAAUUGAAGAUAAAUUCAUCAUUUUAGCAUAUCCUUUAAAUGCUAUUCAUAAGAAAAAAAUAAAAAAAGAUUUAAAAAAUAAUACUUCUAUGAAUAACAAUGAGGAUAUAUUGGAAACAUAUGAUUCUUUUUUUAAAUUUUUAUCAAAAAAUAAUGUUUCUUCUUUUAAUAACGAGAACAACUAUUUACAAUUCAUAUUUUAUUUUAGUGGAUUAGGUUUUUGCUUUAAAUCGUAUAAAAUAGAAGAUUUAUUAAAAAAGCACGAAAUCCUAUUUUUAAAAAUUUAUAACAAAUUUGUUUCAUAUAUUUCAUAUAUAUGUAUUCAAUAUAAAGAAUAUUUUAUGAAUUCCUAUUUAUUUUUUAUAUUUUUUCAAAUUUAUAAUUUAAAAAUUCAUAUAAAUCUUUUAAAAAAGAAAAGAGAAAUAAAAUGUGUUAAUUGA